AUGAAGGUUGUCCUGGAGUCAUUCAAGGAAGCAGCAAAGGAAAAUGAGGAAGAAUUUCGAAAGUUGCAGAAACUCAUGGUUAAAGAAGUACUCACAUCAAAAGGACUUCUGUUCGACGGCGACAUAAUUAUCAACAAUCCGCUACUCCACGAGAUAGUGGAAGCCUCCGAGCGAGACUAUGAACAGUCGAGGAAAAAACGAUGGGCCUAUCGAGACUUCUUCUACCCGGAAACCAUUUGGGAGACUGCACCUGCAGCAAGGGAUAGCUUGAUGAGAGCAAUGGAGUUCUGGCAAAACAACACCUGUGUAACGUUUCGACCCAGAACAAAUGAAACUCAAUACGCCUUCUUUACUGGCGCUCUGGAUAUGUGCUCUUCAACUGUGGGUAGGGACACCAGACAACCACGGCAACCCGUCUUCAUAGGAAGAGGUUGUUAUGCGGUGAGAUCUGAAGUAUUGGUACAAAAGGGAACGAUAAACGGGUUCGCGCGAAAUGCUGCUUUCCCAUCACUACUGGCGCUGAAUGAGGAGCUUCAGGGGACAAUGGGCAACAUGGAAGGACCGUCGUUCCUUGAUCUGGAAAUCAUUAACAGACAUUACCAAUGUACAGCGCUGUGCAUAGAUCCUUCUGGUUUUGGUGGGAAUCUCUGUGAGCUCGUUGCCUCAUCGGCUCCGCUGAAUUGCGGUAGACUGAUUGCGGCCACUUCAAAGCUGACAAGGCUCAGAGUACGCAUGACCAUUGGUCUCAUCAGACGACAAUGUGUAUACCAUAUUCGAGCACCACCAAAUCGUAGGAUCAUGAUCGGAAUCCAGCAGGUAGAAGGGAAAUGUCAGGAAGGUUGCUACACACGUGCUGUGGAAGUGAAGAUGAACGGUGACUUUCGGCCGGUCGGGUACAGGUAUUGUUGCCAAUCGCAAUCAUUUCGUCGGCUGAUCUCAAGAGGAAGAAAUGUGGUUAUCAUUUUCUUUGCACAGAACGGAACCCUUGAUGCCACUCUGUACUUCAGAUGGGGCAAGUCUUAG
This is a messenger RNA of Ostertagia ostertagi, 1023 nucleotides long. NCBI's taxonomy places the organism in Eukaryota, Metazoa, Nematoda, Chromadorea, Rhabditida, Trichostrongylidae. The record is from the annotation of a GenBank genome assembly.